AUGACCAUACGGGCCCUUUCGGAGCGAGACAUAAGCGAAGUUGCCGACAUAGUGGCCAACCCACCGACCGAUACUCCUUACCAAUACCUCAAGCAGGAGUUGCUACAGCGACUCCAAGCAAGCACGACACAGCGCCUUCAGCGGCUGCUCUCAACAGAAGAGCUAGGCGACGACAAACCAUCUCAGCUCCUGCGUCGAUUGAAAGCGCUCCUUGCGGACAAGGCAAGCUCGUUCGACGAAGAAUGCUUGCGGGAAUUGUUCCUUCAACGCCUGCCGCGCUCCGCGCGCAGCCUGCUCACGGUGUCCCAGACCAAGUCACUCGCGGAGCUCGCAGCGUUGGCUGACCAACUCACGGAAGACAUGUCCCCGUCCGUGGCGGCUGUUCACUCGUCUCACACCCACCACGCCCAGCCCGACCUGGAUUCUCGGCUACAGACGUUGGAGAAGUCGCUUGAGAGCCUUCGUCUAGAGCUACGAUCCGACCGGUCGCGCCGUUGUUCCCCCUCCCCACGGCGCAUCGGCAGUCGGCCGCAAGACCGCACGGCCGCCUACCGUUCUCCGUCACCUCCACCGCCGGAAUCGCUCCUUUGCUGGUAUCACCUCCAAUUCGGUGCAGCUGCCCGCCAAUGUCGUCCCCCCUGCCAGUGGGCGGGAAACUGGCCAGCCGCCCGUUAG
Molecule: messenger RNA, 675 nt
Organism: Ornithodoros turicata
Lineage: Eukaryota; Metazoa; Arthropoda; Arachnida; Ixodida; Argasidae
Exons: 1
Coding region: 1-675 (224 amino acids)
Source: RefSeq, a predicted model, not a curated record